GGGAGAGCAGUGGGGUGGCCUGGCUCGGCGGCUGCCGCACCCCGAAGCCUCGGGCCGGCUCCGCGAGAGCGCGCGGGCGGACUCCUGAGCGGCGGAGCAGCCGCGGGUGUGCAAACAGCCCAGGAGGCAUAUCAGUGUGUCAGAGAUGAUGUGGAGAGACACAUUGGGAGUUACUAACAUUGACGGUAUGGAUCAUUCUGUGCUCAGAAGGGAGGUGUCAUCCGUGCUUCAUGACAGCUCAAACGAAGACUGUUCAGAGGAUGACAAGUGUAUUCUGAGUCGUAUCGUGGUGACCAACAUGCCAUUGAAAUGGAAAACGAGUUCUCCUGCGAUCUGGAAAUUCCCUGUUCCUGUGCUUAAAACAUCCAGGUCGUCGCCACUUUCUCCAGCAUACAUAUCCCUAGUUGAAGAGGAGGACCCUCACAUGAAAGUGUCCCUUGGGAGCAGCGAUAUGGGUGUGUCGGCCCAUCUGCAGUCGUCAAAGGCAGGGACUACAAGGUUCUUCACCAGCAACACUCACAGUUCUGUGGUACUACAGGGUUUUGACCAGCUCCGAAUAGAAGGUUUGCUUUGUGAUGUGACACUAGUGCCAGGCGAUGGUGAUGAAGUGUUUCCUGUUCAUAGGGCGAUGAUGGCGUCGGCUAGUGAUUACUUCAAGGCCAUGUUCACAGGUGGGAUGAAAGAACAAGACUUAAUGUGCAUUAAGCUCCAUGGCGUGAACAAGAUAGGUUUGAAGAAGAUCAUUGAUUUUAUUUAUACUGCAAAACUUUCUCUCAACAUGGACAACCUUCAGGAUACUCUAGAAGCUGCCAGCUUUUUACAGAUAUUGCCUGUGCUGGACUUCUGUAAGGUGUUUCUGAUAUCUGGGGUUUCGUUAGAGAACUGUGUUGAAGUGGGGCGGAUUGCCAAUACGUACAACCUCACCGAAGUGGAUAAAUACGUGAACAAUUUCAUCCUCAAGAACUUCCCAGCAUUACUAAGUACUGGUGAGUUUGUGAAACUCCCCUUUGAGCGCCUUGCCUUUGUCCUUUCAAGUAAUAGCCUUAAGCACUGCACGGAGCUAGAACUCUUCAAGGCCGCCUGUCGCUGGCUACGGUACGAGGAACUGCGGAUGGAAUGUGCAGCCAAGCUCAUGAAGAACAUCCGGUUUCCUCUGAUGACCCCCCAGGAUCUUAUCAACUAUGUCCAAACAGUGGAUUUCAUGAGGACUGACAACACCUGUGUCAACUUGCUCUUGGAAGCCAGCAACUACCAGAUGAUGCCCUACAUGCAGCCUGUGAUGCAGUCGGAAAGGACAGCCAUCCGUUCAGAUAAUACCCACCUGGUCACUCUGGGCGGCGUACUCCGGCAGCAGCUGGUUGUGAGCAAGGAGCUGCGGAUGUACGAUGAAAAGGCCCACGAGUGGAGGUCCCUGGCCCCCAUGGAUGCACCCCGCUACCAACAUGGCAUAGCUGUGAUCGGGAACUUCCUCUACGUCGUUGGUGGGCAGAGCAAUUACGACACGAAGGGAAAGACGGCAGUUGACACUGUCUUCAGGUUUGAUCCUCGGUACAAUAAGUGGAUGCAAGUGGCAUCUUUAAAUGAGAAGCGAACCUUCUUCCAUCUAAGUGCCCUCAAAGGACAUUUGUAUGCAGUCGGUGGUCGAAAUGCAGCUGGUGAGUUAGCUACUGUGGAAUGCUACAACCCAAGGAUGAACGAGUGGAGCUACGUGGCAAAAAUGAAUGAACCCCACUAUGGCCACGCUGGGACCGUGUAUGGGGGGCUUAUGUACAUUUCAGGAGGCAUCACGCAUGACACUUUCCAGAAGGAGCUCAUGUGCUUUGACCCUGACACGGACAAAUGGACUCAGAAAGCUGCCAUGACCACUGUACGGGGCCUUCACUGCAUGUGCACCGUUGGUGACAAGCUUUACGUCAUUGGUGGGAAUCAUUUUAGAGGAACCAGUGAUUACGAUGAUGUUCUGAGCUGUGAAUAUUACUCGCCAACCCUCGACCAGUGGACACCAAUCGCCGCAAUGCUUCGCGGGCAGAGCGAUGUCGGGGUGGCUGUGUUUGAAAAUAAAAUUUAUGUUGUCGGAGGAUAUUCGUGGAAUAACCGCUGUAUGGUGGAAAUAGUCCAGAAGUACGACCCAGAGAAGGAUGAGUGGCACAAAGUUUUUGACCUCCCAGAAUCCCUCGGGGGCAUCCGUGCCUGCACACUGACAGUAUUCCCUCCGGAGGACAACGCGGGGUCGCCUUCGAGGGAGUCGCCCCUCUCCGCACCUUGAGACGCGUCCUGCUAGACUCACCGUAUCAUUGUCCAACGCCGCCGCGCUGCGUCGGGGGUCCUCCUCUUAUUUGUCUUCAGUAGUAUCUAUUAAGGCUGACCCUGAAGCAGCCAGCACAAGAACAGGGCAGGGAGUGGGGCGGGCGGCAAAGGCAAGCGCCGCACUUUCGGUGCUGCUUGGUCGUCCGGGUUGUUUAUGGAGCGGACGAGAGGACGUUCUGAGCAAAAGGUCUCGUGAAGCCAAAUGUAUAACGAACGGUGAAAACAAGGUGUCUUAACAAACGAAUCUUCACAUUAGGUACAUCGGUGUCGUGUAUUGGGUGCGAGGGUGCCGUGCAGCAGCGAGCCAGGCUGCGGGGAGAAGCACCGCACGUGGGGCAUCUCGUGCGUGACGCCUCGGACCUGCGGGGCUUGGUUUCCUCACUUGCCUCGCGUGGGAGGGAGGGCGGGAGGGCGACAGGGAGGCCGGCCGGCCGGCGCACGCACGCAUCAGAAGCUCUCUGGCCCCAGCUAGCUCCAGGGAGCGGGACCUGUUUACUGACUCGACUCUGGAGUCUUUUCCGGAGGAUGUGGCAGGCAGAAGAAACCCGGCAGUUUUGAAACAAUAGGCAGACCCUGAAUCUGUAACCAGGGUGCUUUUUAAAUAACCUAUUAAGACCUUUUCUCCCUGAUCCACCACAUAAAAAUUGAAAAGUAUCUGAGGUUUUUAAUGAUUCAGCUUUCUUUUCCCCCUUCCUGCCCGCCCCCUUCAGCUCGAGUCAUUCUGGGAGCCUCUUCGUUCAGGAGAAUUCAGUUCAGUUGGGCUGCGACCUGGUGGAUGCCUGCACUGGAUUUUAAGUAGACAAGGGCUAGAAACUUCUUACUUGUUAAACCACUAAAACUUUGAUCGAAUGGUCCCCUUCAGAUUAUAGUUAAUCUUCCUUUCCCCUACCCGAGCCCUUGUCUCCAAAUAUCCUUUUGUGGGUGGGAGAACUCGUCUCUUACACCUCUGUAUAAAAUCUCAGUUACUACGGUUAUUUAGCACAAAAUGCAGCUUUGACAGAAAGCUGCUUUUGCUCAGAGAAUUCAGACUACCGUGUUUCUUUUGUUCAAUAAAAUCUUUAACUGCAA
Molecule: messenger RNA, 3375 nt
Organism: Varanus komodoensis (Komodo dragon)
Lineage: Eukaryota; Metazoa; Chordata; Lepidosauria; Squamata; Varanidae
Gene: KLHL13
Product: kelch like family member 13
Exons: 11
Coding region: 146-2266 (706 amino acids)
Biological process (GO): protein ubiquitination; regulation of cytokinesis
Cellular component (GO): Cul3-RING ubiquitin ligase complex
Molecular function (GO): ubiquitin-protein transferase activity; cullin family protein binding
Source: RefSeq, a predicted model, not a curated record